ACAUACAGAAAAUUAUGACCAUCGUGUCAAUGCUUGAUGAAACCUGUGUUGAUGAGUGACUAUGCCGCGGAGAUAAUUAAGAUGGGCUUAAAUAAUUCAAUGUGGAGUUCCAUGGUCCAAAACGAAGUAAUCUUUCUGCUUUCUCCUGUGAUGCUUCUUCUAUUUACAUUAAUACAACUUCAAGGUUUUUGCAAUGGUUGAAUUCAAAGAUCAAAAAAGAAUUUUUAAUUCAACUUCAAGCUUUCUGCUUGAUGUAACCUGUGUUGAUGAUGAUGUCCCAUUAUUGAAGUGACCACUAUUCUUGGGAUGAUGUCCCAUUACAAGUUUUCUUGCUGUGAGUGACCACUAUCUGACUUCUUCCUUUGAUAUUCAUGGCGGGGGAAUGGAUUUGAUAUUCCCACAUCACGAAAAUUAACUCGCUCUGAAUGGUGUUGUCAUCCCUGUGCGUGUGAGAUUAAAUAUUUGGUGCAUAAUGGAUUUUUCGAGAAAAUGUCCAAAUCUCUUGGAAAUUUUCUCACAAUUCGUGAGGUCACCAAGCAGUAUCAUCCAUUAGCAUUGAGAUAUUUUAUCAUGAGCACGCACAAUCGUUCAGCUAUUAAUUACUCAAAUAAACAGCUUGAAGUUGCUUCUGGAUCUGUUCGCUAUUUGUAUCAGACUUUGCAUGACUGUGCCAAGGCUGUGUCCACAUUUCGGGAAAAUAAUUCUGAGGUGCAAAGUGGCGGCAGUAUUGGAUUAACUUCUGAAGUUCAAGAAUGCAUCGAUAAGUUGAGAAAAGAUUUCUACACCAGAAUGUCAGAUGAUAUUCGUACUCGAGAUUUCUUAGAUACUACACUUCAGGAUACAUCGAAGCUCAUAAACAGUUCUCUGAAUGUGGUCAAUAAGAAGGAAAAGCAAAAACAGAAGUCACUGUUCGUGUCCCUUGCUGAACUAGAGAAACAAGUUGCAACAUUUCUUGAUAUUCUUGGGAUGAUGGCACCCUUAAUCUAUUCAGAAUUUAUCGAAUAGUGGACAGGAACCACAGUACCCUAUUGUUGAAUUUAUCGAAUUGUGUUGAUAUUGUUGAAUUUAUCGAAUUAAUCCUGCAAUUCUGUUUUGAUUUUUGGCCUACAGGAGCUUUAUGAAAAUACCGAUACGAGGAGAUCCCAAGUAACUGUUGUGGAGGAAAUCCUAGGUAUUUUCAGUGGCAAUGAUCAUGAUACGGGUUAACUCUCUUUUUUCUAAAUUUUUCUUA
Messenger RNA from Papaver somniferum (opium poppy), 1231 nucleotides. Its product is annotated as cysteine--tRNA ligase 2, cytoplasmic-like. The transcript is spliced from 3 exons. The coding region runs from base 490 to 1005 and encodes 171 amino acids. Gene Ontology annotation, biological process: cysteinyl-tRNA aminoacylation. NCBI's taxonomy places the organism in Eukaryota, Viridiplantae, Streptophyta, Magnoliopsida, Ranunculales, Papaveraceae. The record is from RefSeq and is a predicted model, not a curated record. Gene Ontology annotation, cellular component: cytoplasm. Gene Ontology annotation, molecular function: cysteine-tRNA ligase activity; ATP binding.